AUGAAACAAAGAAUCACAUCUUUAGAUCUCCAGAUCCUUACCGGAGAAUUGCGAGAAUCCAUAUUGAACUAUAGGUUGCAAAAUAUCUAUAAUGUGGCGAACUCAGCAAGACAGUAUGUGUUGAAAUUUGGUUUGCCUGACUCCAAGAAGAGUCUUGUGCUUGACUGUGGAAAUAAGCUUCAUUUGUCUGAUUUUGAGAGACCAAUUGCUCCUGCUCCAUCCAACUUCGUGACUAAGUUGAGAAAGCACUUGAAGAGUAGGAGACUUUCGAACUUGAAGCAGCUUAGGAAUGAUAGAGUGCUUGUGUUUGAGUUUUCUGAUGGGCAGUUCUACCUUGUUCUUGAGUUCUUCAGUGCUGGAAAUAUGUUAUUGUUGGAUGAAGAAAUGAAGAUUUUGUCGCUUCAGAGACUUGUCACGAAUACUGAGGCUGGUAACGAUAAGUAUGCUGUCAAUGAGACCUACAGGAUGUUUGACAAAUCACUCUUUGCUGAAGAGGCAUCCUAUCAAAAAACCAUAUUCACAAGCGACACAGUCAAGGACUGGGCUGCUACUCAUAAGCAGAAGCUUGUCAAUGAUACCUCUGAAAAGAAAAAGAAGAAGGUUUUCUCCAUUCAUAAGCUUGCAUUUGUCAAUGCAAGUCAUCUUUCAAGUGACCUUAUUCUCAAGGCUCUUGCCGAAGUGGACGUUUCUCCUACUCAAAGCUGCCUAGAAGUGGUGGAAGAUCAGGAUAAACUAGACCAAGUCGUGGAGGCUCUUAACUUGACAGAGACAAGAUAUGAGGAACUCCUCAGCAAUAUCCAGAAUGAGAAGGUUCGUGGUGUCAUUGUGGAGAAGAAAAAUAACUUGCAUGAUCCUAGUAACCCUGACUCCUUGGAGUUUGUCUAUGAAGAAUUCCACCCUUUUGUCCCAUUCAAGAGUGACAAGAAGACAUUCAGAUUCCAAGAAGUUGAUGGCUAUAACAAAACACUCGAUAAGUUUUUCACGACACUUGAGUCUACCAAAUAUGCAUUAAGAAUUGAACAGCAAAAACAGCAUGCCCAAAAGAGAUUGGACACUGCAAAGAAUGAGAGAGAUAGACAGAUCCAACUGUUGCAAAUUCAGCUGGAAAAUAAUGAAAAGAAGGGUAACACGAUUAUAUAUCAUGCUGACUUGGUGGAGGAUUGCAAACUGUCAAUUCAAGAAUUGCUCAACAAGCAAACGGACUGGGAAAUCAUUGAAAAGCUAACGAAAAUGGAACAGUCCAAGGGUAAUAAGGUGGCCAAGACCAUAAGACUUCCGCUUAAUCUCAAGGAAGGUAAAAUUAAGCUAGCAUUGCCUGAUCCUGACAGCUUCCAGGAGGAAGAAGAGGUUGAAUCUGAUGCAUCAAGCGCAUCUUCUGAUUCAGAAUCCAGCAGUGAGGAUGAGUCCAGUUCCGAGAGUGAAGACGAAUCCAGUGAACUGGAUUCGGACUCCAGCGACUCUGACUCUGACUCUGAGUUUGAAGAGUCCCAACCUAAGAAGAAGAAGAAGGCGCCAAAGUCUAAGGCGCAACCCUCAGCUCCAACUGUGAAUGUCGACAUCGACCUCACGCUCUCUGCAUUUGCCAAUGCCCGUCUCUACUUUGACUCGAAGAAGACAGCUGAUUCUAAGCAAACCAAGGUGGAACAAAAUACGCAGUUCGCCUUGAAGAAUGCCGAAAGAAAGAUUCAGAAGGACUUGGCCAAGAAUCUUAAGAAGGAAACAGAUGAGCUCAAGGCCAUCAGGCCAAAAUUCUGGUUUGAAAAGUUCUUCUGGUUUGUCACAAGCGAUGGAUAUUUGUGUCUAUCAGGAAGAGACGAUUUGCAGACUGAUAUGAUCUACUACAGACACUUCAGUGAUAAUGAUUAUUAUGUUUCUUCAGACGUUGAGGGCUCGCUCAAGGUUUUCAUCAAGAAUCCUUUUAAGGGCAAGCCACUCUCUCCAUCCACCUUAUUCCAGGCUGGUAUUUUUGCAUUGUCGACUUCUGCUGCUUGGAACGGCAAAUCCAGCUCUUCUUCAUACUGGAUGGCAGGUGAUGGCAUUUCCAAGAAAGAUAUUGAUGGGACUUUGUUGGGUCCAGGUAGACUCAAUUUGAAAGGGAAAAAGAAUCUUAUGCCUCCAGCCCAAUUGGUAAUGGGCUUCGGUCUCUAUUGGCUUGUUGAUGAGGAAACCAACAAGAAAUAUACAGAGGCAAGAGUUCUGAAGCAAGAAGAACACGGUUUGCAACCUGAGGUAAGCAAUAAGAAGAAGGAUCUCGAGAACUUGAAUCUUGCUGCUAUUUUCACUGAUCGGGAGAAGGAAAGCAAUGAACAAGAAGGAACUGAGAAUGUGGAGUCUAAGGAAGAAGAAGAAGAAGAAGACGGUACCGCCCCUCAAGAAGAUGAGUCGACGCCUUCGGGUCCCUCCAAUGAUAAUGAAGUCGAAAACAUUACAUCUCCUCUUCUGAAGGCUAAUGUCCGUGGUAAGAAAGGAAAGUUGAAGAAGAUCAACGCCAAGUACGCUGAUCAAGAUGAAGAGGAAAAGCUUAUCAGGAUGGAAGCAUUGGGAACUCUCAAGCAAAUCCAAGAGCGUGAAAAACAACAAGAAGCCGAAGCUAAACGUAAGGCUGAGCAGGAGAAAGAAAGGUAUGCUGAUAAGGGUGCUGAACGCUCCAGAGCGAAGGAAGCCAGACAGCUCAAGAAAUAUUUGCAAGACGACGAAGAUGGUGUUGAUGUCGCCUUCUUGGAGCAGCUCGAUUCCCUAUUACCUAGAGCGGCUAAAGAUGAUGUUGUUGGCGCUUUCGUCCCUGUCUUUGCCCCAUGGUCUGCCCUCAGCAAGUUCAAGUACAAGGUUAAAAUCCAACCUGGUUUUGGAAAGAAAGGAAAGUCUGUUACUGAGGCAAUCCUGUAUUUCUCCAACCGUAAAGUGGAUGCUUCAAAGGAAGAUGCAGAGUUGGAUUGGCCAGAAGAACAUGAAAUGCUAAAGGGAGCCAAGUCUAAUGACAUCCUGGGCGUGUUCACUGUCAGCAAAGUGAAGUUGGUUUUGCCAGGAAGCAAUGGAGGUGAUAAAGGUAAAGGUGGUAAGGGCAGCGGAAAAGGUGGUGGAAAAGGUGGUGCUAAGAAAGGAGGAAAGAAGAAAUAG
Messenger RNA from Candidozyma haemuli, 3117 nucleotides. RefSeq lists its product as uncharacterized. Gene Ontology annotation, molecular function: ribosomal large subunit binding; tRNA binding. Gene Ontology annotation, biological process: ribosome-associated ubiquitin-dependent protein catabolic process; rescue of stalled cytosolic ribosome. Bases 1 to 3117 code for a protein of 1038 amino acids. The record is from RefSeq and is a predicted model, not a curated record. Lineage: Eukaryota; Fungi; Ascomycota; Pichiomycetes; Serinales; Metschnikowiaceae. The transcript has 2 exons. Gene Ontology annotation, cellular component: RQC complex.